CAAAAUUUCCGGUCUUAUAUUGGCUUCAACAGAACUUCUAUAAACAGAAAGAAGACGAAGCAAGCGAGAGAGAAAGAGAGAGAGAGAGAUAGAGAGAGAAAGAAAAAAGAAGGGAAAGCAAAAGAAGAUACGGAGAAGAAAUAAUAGUCAAGAUGCCACUAACAAAGAAAAUUCGAUACAAUUUAAGAAUACACAAUGAGUUGGUCAGGGAAAUGUUAGCCGAAUUCCUUGGAACCUUCGUGCUUGGUGCAUUUGUAUUUGGUUGGAAUGCUGAGGUUGUAUUGAAAAGAAACUUAAAUCAUAACAUCUCCGCUGGUAUAGGCUUGUGUAUUGCAAUUAUCAUUGCUGGACAGGUUUCAGGUGGACACAUGAAUCCAGUUGUUACUUUGAGCUUUUGUCUGAUGGGAAAAACCAAAUUUAAGAAGCUUCUACCCUACACUCUAGCACAGACGCUGGGAGCUUUCAUUGUUGCCUCACUGCAAUACGGAAUACUUUAUGAUUCCAUGUCGUAUCAAAGUAAAACCGAAGGGUCAAAUAUUGAUUUAAAAAAUCAUAUAUUUUCUUCUUUCCCGCCGGAUGAUGUCUCCAUAAGAUCUGCUGUUUUGAACCAGAUUAUAGCUGCUUUUCUGCUUGUGAUUGGCAUUCUCGCCAUUUCUGACACUGAUAAUAUUCAAUACAAGCCAAUUAUGUUACCAAUAACAGUAGGAAUCCUACUCACGGCUAUCAUAGCUUCCUUUUCGCUCAACGAAUGCGCAAUAAAUCCUGCCAUAGAUGUUGCCGGAAGGAUCCUGCUUGCUACAAUAUCAGGAAACUCAACAGUUUUUAGUUAUCGAAAUUAUAGCUGGUUUUGUAUACCAGUCUUCUUGCCUUUGGUAGGUUCUGUUCUGGCAGUGGCAGUCUACAACGGUUUUAUUUGUAUUCACCGUCCAGAGAUUUUAACAAUCACAGCUGAAUUCAGAGACCAUCCAACUGCGACCACAGCUGAAAUCGGUGACACAAAGUUCUGAGAGAAAGCUAACAGUUGUCCAGACCAAGCCGAAAUCUUUUGAUGAGUGAUGCUGGCAGUUGUUGAAACUUGUUGUUUUUUCCCCCCUUUCCAAUAAUAAAAUACUGUUGGCACCACAAAAUGGUAUCUAACUCUGUGAA
Messenger RNA from Octopus bimaculoides (California two-spot octopus), 1146 nucleotides. RefSeq names its product aquaporin-9. Gene Ontology annotation, biological process: glycerol transmembrane transport; water transport. Gene Ontology annotation, molecular function: urea transmembrane transporter activity; glycerol channel activity; water channel activity. NCBI's taxonomy places the organism in Eukaryota, Metazoa, Mollusca, Cephalopoda, Octopoda, Octopodidae. Gene Ontology annotation, cellular component: basolateral plasma membrane; plasma membrane. The record is from RefSeq and is a predicted model, not a curated record.